This is a messenger RNA of Phytophthora infestans T30-4, 234 nucleotides long. RefSeq lists its product as uncharacterized. The record is from RefSeq and is a predicted model, not a curated record. The transcript has 3 exons. Lineage: Eukaryota; Oomycota; Peronosporomycetes; Peronosporales; Peronosporaceae. The coding region runs from base 1 to 234 and encodes 77 amino acids.
AUGAGUGGGACGUCGCGUGCACGACCUUCUGGAAGGAAACGCACUUGUAGCAAGAAGCAAGCCGCUCAGGAAAGUUCUCGUAAGAAGGCCCAACUGGACAGAAUUCGUGAAAUCCUCAGCAGUGAUAGCGAUAACGACGAUGGUGAUGCACAACCGCUCGUCUACAACAGAAACAACCACUAUUUCACCAAUUUCAACGGAGCCAGCAACUACACCAGAGUCAUCAACGUGUGA